CCACUGCUCACUAGUAGGCUCCAUUACUCUAGAUAUUAUCAGCAGCCGUUAAAAAUCUUCUGUAGAAUAAGCAGAUUGCUCUCUUUUUAGAACUACCUAAUGUGCUGUUAGUAGACAAGGGUAUUAUGAAAUUUUUGCAAUAUGACUUAACAAAUAGACGCAGGAGGCUGCAUGUUACUGCAUGUUGAAACAUGUAAUGAGUGCAUAGUAGCCGCCAGCAGCACGUCUGUUGAUUUAGUUGUAUACGUACAUUCGUAUUGACAGUGUAAAGUGGGGAGUAAGGCAUCGUGGUCACGUAGUGAGAUAAGGGCAGUUUUACGAAAUGACGCUUGCAUUAAAGAAUGA
This is a messenger RNA of Acanthoscelides obtectus, 345 nucleotides long. NCBI's taxonomy places the organism in Eukaryota, Metazoa, Arthropoda, Insecta, Coleoptera, Chrysomelidae. The record is from the annotation of a GenBank genome assembly.